AUGUAUAACUUAAGGGGGAGGAAUUACAAUAUGGAUGGUGAUCUAUUAUAUUUGCUGAAUAAUAAAUUGGGUAAUAUACAUAAUAUUGGUCAGAAUCAUUCGAAUGAAAAUUUUAACAAAAAACUUGAAUUAUUAAAAAAGCAAAUUGAAAAAAUUCAAGCAUAUGAAAAUGCGUAUACAGGAAUGAACUAUGACGAUAUUUUAGGCAAUGAUCUCGAUGAAUUAACAGAUCAAAAAAAAAAUAUUUUCGGAAUGGACGAAGAAGAUUUAGACAAUUACGACGAAGAUUUUUGGGGGCAAGGUAAAACAGUAACUAAGGGUGAGACGGAGGAGACAAUAGCAGUUGCAAAUACUCAAGGAACAGAAGGUGUACAGACUACACCACAACCUGCAUUAAGCACUGCAUCACAAGAUCAAGCUUCUGGAGGUGGUAGUGGAUCCACAGCAGAACAUAAUGGUACACCUCAAGCGGUUCCUUCGGCUCAAAGUCCACCUGGAAGUUCAGGUAGUAGUUCAGGCACAGAAAGUCAAGCACAAAAUCAGGUAUCCGGAACACAAUCUCCGUUACAGAAAGAAUCAGCACCAGUUUCAAAUGUACCAUCGAAGGUUAAACACUUAGACAGAAUAUAUGAUGACGUUCUUGAUAAAUUAAAAAGAAAAAACGAAAUAGACGAAACUACGUACCAUACAAAAUAUAACGAUUUUAAAAGAGAGUAUGACGACUUUACUAUGAAUGAUAAGGAGUAUGAUAUGGUUAAAAAACUCUUUGAAGAGUGUUUUAAAAAUGGUGCAGGGGAGGGUUCAAAUACGACUUGUUUGAUUGAUGUACUUAAAAAAGCUUUAGAAGAUAAAACAUUUCAAAAAAAAUUUGAAAAUUUUAUGAAUGGUAUUUACAGUUUUGCUAAGCGUCAUAAUUAUUUAAAUGACAAACGAAUAAGUAAUGAGGAGCAGUACAACGCUUUACUCAAAAAUGUCUUAACUUUAUUAAACACUGUGUGA
Plasmodium malariae is the source of this 999-nucleotide messenger RNA. Its product is annotated as MSP7-like protein, putative. The record is from RefSeq and is a predicted model, not a curated record. NCBI's taxonomy places the organism in Eukaryota, Apicomplexa, Aconoidasida, Haemosporida, Plasmodiidae. The transcript has a single exon. The coding region runs from base 1 to 999 and encodes 332 amino acids.